Gossypium arboreum is the source of this 983-nucleotide messenger RNA. RefSeq lists its product as uncharacterized. Bases 251 to 742 code for a protein of 163 amino acids. Lineage: Eukaryota; Viridiplantae; Streptophyta; Magnoliopsida; Malvales; Malvaceae. The transcript has 2 exons. The record is from RefSeq and is a predicted model, not a curated record.
ACGACGUCAUCAAUAAGAAAACCACAGCUAAAAGCCAAAACCCUCAAAACAAGAUUGUUGAACUGUUAACUCCAUUUAUUUUCCUAACUAAAAGCCCUGAAAAUUGAGCCGUUAACGCCACCCCCGAUUCUAGCGGACAAAUUUUUUUCCUUCCUAACCCACCUCAGCACUUAUUUACUAAAACCUUGGGUCUUUCUUUAGCACCGUCAUCCUCGUCAGAGUUGUUGAUUUGUGAGAGGAAGAAGGAAUAAUGGAGAAUUCGGUUUUUAUGAAUCAUAUUCAACACCUCAACGGGAAUCUCCUUUAUUCCUUUUCUCCUGCUUCUCUAGGACAUGUAACUUACAGCUGUGGCUCUUGUGGGUAUGAGCUAAACCUGAGUUCUUCUAGUCGAAACACCGCAACAAUUGGCUCAAAAUAUGGAAAGUCUAUAAAGCGAGGGAUUAUAUCAUUCUUCAGUAUAGAUGAGAGCAGAUUUACACAAGUUGAUGAGUUCCAAUGCGUUCCUUACUUUUCAAGGCAUUCUUGGGGCUUGUUCCGCCAUAGAACCAAACUUCUUUGCCGCAAGUGUGGCAACCACAUUGGAAAUGCUUAUGAUGAAAAAACUUCAGGCUACCCUCUUGUAUUAGACAAAUCCAAUUCAUCCCCUAGUAAUGAAGUUUCUAGCCAUAGAAAAUACGAUGUUAGAAUCCGUGCCCUACAACCCUCGUCAACUCAAGAACUUGGUACUCUGCAUUUUAUGUGAUCAUAUCGUUUAUGGUCUUCCACGUGCAUUAUACCGAGAGUUACCUUGUGUGGUUGUUGUUUAUAGCUUGUUUUGAGUCAUUCUUUGUUGUUUUUCAUGGUCACUCAUGUACAUAAAUUCUGAAGGGAAAGAAAUUUGGAGUGUUUGUUGAAAGAGUUGAGCAAAGUAUUGCGACUACCCAAACUUAAAUGUAAUCAUAUUCAUGUAAUAUCUUUUUGAAAUGAAAGUAUUUUUUGGGACA